Molecule: messenger RNA, 789 nt
Organism: Trichechus manatus latirostris (Florida manatee)
Lineage: Eukaryota; Metazoa; Chordata; Mammalia; Sirenia; Trichechidae
Product: kynurenine/alpha-aminoadipate aminotransferase, mitochondrial-like
Biological process (GO): biosynthetic process
Molecular function (GO): L-kynurenine:2-oxoglutarate transaminase activity; pyridoxal phosphate binding
Source: RefSeq, a predicted model, not a curated record
CGGUACCUCACCGCCAUGAGCGCAGCCCGCGAGCCUUCCGCCAUCCGGGUCCUGACUGAAAUAGUGAACAGGGCACCAAAGUCGCUCAUCUCCUUGGCUCCUGGAUUUCCAAAUCCGAACACUUUCCCUUUUAAGACGGCCAGUAUCACCAUAAAAAAUGGAAAGACCAUCCAAUUUGGAGAAGAGAUGAUGAAGAGAGUGCUUCAGUAUUCUCAAAGUGCUGGAAUUCCAGAACUGUUGAUCUGGCUAAGACAGUUACAGGUACAAUUGCACAAUCCUCCCACUAUCCAUUAUCUACCCAGUCAAGGACAAAUGGAAAUAUGUGUCACCUCUGGCAGCCAAGAAGGUCUUUCUAAGGUGUUUGAAAUGCUCAUUAAUCCUGGAGAUAAUGUCAUCGUAAAUGAACCGGUUUAUUCAGGAACACUUCAAGCUCUGCAGCCAAUGGGCUGUAACAUUAUUAACGUUUCCAGUGAUGAAUUUGGGAUUCUUCCAGAUGCCCUCAAAGAAAUACUUUCUAAGUGGACACCGGAAGAUUCACAGAACCCCAAGAUAAACAACCCCAAAUUUCUUUACACUGUCCCAAAUGGCAACAACCCUACUGACCUCACAACUGAGCGCAAAGAGGAAAUCUACAAGCUGGCAAGAAAAUACGACUUCCUCAUAAUAGAAGAUGAUCCUUACUAUUUUCUCCAGUUCAGCAAGUCCUGGGCACCAACAUUUCUUUCCAGGGAUGUUGAUGGCCAUGUCAUCAGAGCUGACUCUUUUUCCAAAGUCCUCUCCUCUGGGUAA